UGUUAACAUUCAACCUUUAAGUUGGGGACAUCUUGUACACCUCUUCUUUCUCAUCUAUUCACUUCUUGGCCUCUAUUUCUCCUUGUUCUCACUUCGCGCUGUUGUUCGGCCAUCGCUCCAUCAUGGCGAUACAGAAACGAUACCUCCUGCUCAACUCCGCAGCCAUCACCUUCCUCACCUUUCGCUACACGCCGCAGCUCGCAAUAUUCAAGAGCUCGUUCUUCUGGAAUGCCGCCACGCUGCUUCUUAUCCAGAUCCUGGCGCAGUCGGGGUGGCGUAUCUUUGUGUAUCCGUUCUUCCUGAGUCCUCUGCGUCACUUGCCCUCGCCUCCGGAAUCGAGCAUCGUCUUUGGACAUUUCAAGAGAAUUUUCAGGGACCCGUCGGGCGAACCGCAAAGGGACUGGAUUGAUUCGAUUCCGAAUGAUGGCGUGCUGUACUAUCGGUGGUUGUUCAAUGAGCCGAGGAUUCUGGUUACGACGCCGAAGGCGCUGGCGGAGGUGCUGGUGCAGAGGAACUAUGACUUUAUCAAGCCGUAUCGUAUCCGGAGUGGGCUUGGUAGGCUGCUUGGUGUGGGCAUUCUGCUUGCUGAGGGAGACGAGCACAAGCGCCAACGGAGGGCCUUGAUGCCUGCAUUUGCUUUCCGCCACGUUAAGGACCUAUACCAGGUUUUCUGGAGCAAGUCACGUGAGAUGACCGAUAAACUCGCUGAAGUCAUCAAGACGAGCCCCGAUGGAUCCUCCGUCGUGGAAAUCCGGGAGUGGGCGUCCCGUGCGACGCUCGAUAUCAUUGGCGUAGCAGGCAUGGGUCAGGACUUCAAUGCUCUGUCCAAUCCGGAGAGCGAGCUUAAUGUGACCUACCGCACCAUCUUCAGCCCAGGCCGCGGCGCGCGCCUCAUGCAGGUCAUGUCCAUGUUCCUGCCUGAAUGGCUGCUCCGCGCUCUCCCCAUCAAGCGUAACGACGAGCUACGAAACGCUAUCUCGACCAUCCAACGCGUAUCGCGCGACCUCAUCCACUCCAAGCGCGCCAAGCUCGAAAAGGGCAGCCGCACCGAUGUCGACAUCCUCUCCGUCGCCAUCGAAUCUGGCGGCUUCAGCGAUGAAGACCUCGUCAACCAGCUCAUGACAUUCCUCGCCGCGGGCCACGAAACCACCGCCUCCGCCAUGACAUGGGCCGUGUACCUGCUCUGCAAGCACCCCGAGGUCCAGCAGCGGCUCCGCGAGGAAAUCCGCACCUCGCUACCCGCCAUCAACGACCCCAGCGCGCAAAUCUCGUCCACGGACAUCGAUCACUUGCAGUUCUUGAACGCCGUGUCAAACGAGACCAUGCGCCUCUUUCCCCCCGUGCCCCUCACAAUGCGCGAAACCGACCACGACACUACAAUCCAGUCGCACUUCAUCCCGCGCGGCACAACCGUCAUCAUCUGCCCCUGGGCCAUCAACACGUCCAAGCAGCUCUGGGGCGACGACGCGCGCGAGUUCAAUCCGGAUCGCUGGAUGGGGCCGGGCAAGGCGAAUACAGGCGGCGCGGAUAGCAACUAUGCGGUGACGACUUUCCUACACGGGCCGCGGAGCUGUAUCGGGAAGGACUUUGCCAAAGCGGAGUUUGCGUGCCUUAUGGCGGCGCUGGUGGGACGGUUCGAGAUGGCGUUGGAGGAUCCGGGGCUGAAGGUGGAGAUUCAGGGUGGGAUUACGGCGAGGCCGAAGGGUGGGUUGAGGAUCAGGCUGAGGGCUGUGGAUGCGGAGUAGGGAUACGGUUGAGGUGGGAAUGGGUGAGGUUUUUCCUUGUUCUCUGUGUGCUUUGGGUAUGCGACUGGCAUGCUAGCAUAUGAUAGUACUGCUAUUUCCGAGCAUCCCGCUCUUACUGUCAGUUCUCGCGGGUCAAGGUUUUCUUUCAACUACGUCUCACUGCUUACUCCGACCGUCAUUAUCUA
Messenger RNA from Trematosphaeria pertusa, 1930 nucleotides. Its product is annotated as cytochrome P450. NCBI's taxonomy places the organism in Eukaryota, Fungi, Ascomycota, Dothideomycetes, Pleosporales, Trematosphaeriaceae. Gene Ontology annotation, molecular function: monooxygenase activity; iron ion binding; heme binding. The record is from RefSeq and is a predicted model, not a curated record. The coding region runs from base 123 to 1745 and encodes 540 amino acids. The transcript is spliced from 3 exons.